UGUGACGCAGUGCUGUGGACGCAGAUGUGUUCAGGGUUCAACACAUGUAACAUCACCGGCUCUCUGUGCGUAUCAGGCUUUAUUUUCAUCUUUAUACUGUGCGCGGACCUGGCCGAAACCGAGACCGUCACUUUCCCAACAACUCCUCGGAGAACACCGUCUCAGGAGCUGCGUGCCUCUGAUGAGGCUAACGGUUAUUAGCAUAGCUAGCAUAGCUGGUGAACUUUAACCAUCGCUGCUCAAAGGUCCAACUUUAUCCGGUUCCAGCAAAGCUAACCAGGCGAGUGAAGCUAACGUCGUAGCUAAACACAGGGACGGGUAAGAUUUCAGCUUCGGCUAGCUGUCAAAGCGGAGCGUUAGCCAGCAGAGUAGUCCCGGCUGGUUAGCCGGUCUGACUUCCUUGUGUCGUUCGAGGUCAUUCUGUAGCGUAGAUAGCCAGCUGUUGUCGGGAUACCAGCCAUGAAGAGCCUCCCGUACUUCUGCCGGGGAGAGGUCAUUCGAGGCUUUGGGAGAGGAAGCAAAGAACUCGGCAUUCCCACAGCCAACUUCCCAGACUCAGUGGUGGACCAUCUUCCAGCCGAUAUCAGCACAGGGAUCUACUAUGGCUGGGCCUGCGUUGGGAACAGCGAUGUGUACAAAAUGGUGAUGAGCAUCGGCUGGAACCCUUACUACAAAAAUACCAAGAAAUCCAUGGAGACCCAUGUGAUUCACACGUUUAAAGAAGACUUUUAUGGGGAAAUCCUCAGUGUUGUCAUGGUGGGCUACAUCCGUCCAGAGAGAACCUACGACUCACUUGAAGCCCUCAUCGCGGCAAUCAACAGUGACAUCGAGGAGGCCAAGGUGAAGCUGGAGCUCCCAGAGCAUCUCAAACUGAAAGACGACAACUUCUUCACCAGCACGGCCAGCUCGUCUUCAGUCUUGCCCUCCACCACUGCAUCCACGUCACAGACUAUUAUGAACGGUCACUGACAGCUGGCUGGGACAGCAGCACUCGGUGCAUACGCUCACAGACCAGAGCAACACAGAGGUUUCUAUGUACAUACAGGUUUGUGUAAAUGCACAGCCUCAUUCUGACGUCUCUCUCAACUGUCGCUAUAACUGCACAUGGACAUAAUCAUAAACAAUUAUUUUUGUUGCAUUUUUCUUUUACGUUGUCAGUGUUUCUGCGUUAAGGCACUGUUUUGCUUUCUGUAUGGGUUUUGUUGCAGCCAAUCACUGAAUAUGUUUAUUUGUAUGUGUUCACACCAGAUUGCCUCUUUGGGUCACACUGGUCUUGCUGUAUAUUUGGAUUCUUUUAUGAGAGAAAGCACUGAAAAAAAAACUCUUCAUCUUGAGAUGGGAGUGACCACAAAUACAGGCAGUUUUGUAAGAAGCUGUAUAAAAAAAAAUCAACAAAGGAAGACCAUAAACUCAAUCCCAUUAAAAAAAUAAAACAUUAAAGUAAAAACUUUGCCAGGUUAGUAAUAUUUGACUUAUUUAAGUUUGUUGUGUUUAGGUUUGUUUCUGCCUCCAUUGGCUAAGGAGGAGGUUUGGGCAUUAUUAUUAUUUGUCACACAGUUUGACAACAUUAUGCAACAGUGGGGCUAAAUGCAAGGCAUCUGUGGAAACCAUGGUUAAAUUCUGAAAUUAUGUUCAUUUAAUGGAACUCUUCUCCCUCUUCAGAAAGUCUUUCCCUUUCAUUGUGAACAAUCCUUGUUUAUCACUGCCCUAAAUUGUAUGAAACCUCUGCAGUGGAACAGAGAUUGGAUUUGGUUUCACGCAUUUGCUUUUUUUUUUUUUUUUUUAAACAGUUAAUGUUUUAUACACAGGAAUUACUUUAUAACCUCCAGCAUGGUUAUUGGUUCAAUGAACUGUGUACAAAAAGAUCUUUGAAGCAUGGGCCUUUAAAUGAUUUCACCGUAUUCAUCCUCUGUUUUCCUAUUAUCAGCCUCGUGAAUCAAUAGAGAAUUGUAGAUAAUCUUAAGGACACUACUGCAGAAUUAGAGACUAAGUUCUUAUGCACAUUGGAUAAGUUUUAGUUUUUUCUCUGCACCUUGCCAGUCUCUACGGGUUUGUUACAGAUAGUAAAGCAUUAAUAGGUGAAUUGAAGAACAACAAAAACUCACAGCUCGUGUUAUGUUCUCCUGUAUUUGCAGACGGCAGCAAUCUUUGAAGUGUGUGAACAUUAAUUUCUAUCAUUAAGAUGUGAAAGAGCAGGAAAAAAAUCUACAAUACACACUCAUAUUCCUAAAAUCUAUAUACGUAUAUUUUUUUUCCUUUCAUGGGAUCUCUCAAAAAUUUUGCAAAUAUAUUCCAAAACUGUUGACGAAUCUCUGAAGGAGGAGUGUCUCUCCAUAGUGUGUGUGUGUGUGUGUGUGUGUGUGCCUGUUACGCUUUUACAAGAAAAAUGACAUGAAACAUAAACCUACAAGUGUCUGCAACUAUUUGAACCGCUGUAAAAAUAAUUUUAAAUGAAGAAAUAUGUAACUAUAGCUAUUUGAAUUUAAAUUUUAGACCUGUAUUGUAUAAUAUUUAGUUUGUUAAAGUGCUAUUUAGGGAGCAAAAGAUAUGACUGCAUUUUAUGAGUGCUCACAGUUAUCAUGCAGCAGUAGCUAUGAUCCAUUCACAAGAAGCACUUACCUGUUUAUUGCCUGUUCCUUUGCAUUCUCAGUCUGGUAGUUUUUUGUGUAUUUUGAUUUCAUCAGUUACUUUGCUACCAGGGACUGAAGUAACUAAAAUGUGCUGCUUCGUCAAACCUGUCAAAGAUUUUAAGAGGGAAUUGUCUUUACAGUUUUAACCACACUGUAUCCUGUUGUAGGCUUAAGUGUAUUCCAGUCUCGUUUGUUGCAGUUAUUUAUUCUAGUUUACAGAGGGACCAGGGUUACAGCAUGUAGGGGGUAAAGGUUCAACGCUUCUUUUAUGUUUUCAUUUAUGUGUUUUAUAUAAUUUAAACCAAAUAAAUGAUUUGAUCAAAAAACA
Messenger RNA from Stegastes partitus (bicolor damselfish), 2958 nucleotides. RefSeq names its product riboflavin kinase (gene rfk). Lineage: Eukaryota; Metazoa; Chordata; Actinopteri; Pomacentridae. Gene Ontology annotation, cellular component: mitochondrion. The record is from RefSeq and is a predicted model, not a curated record. Gene Ontology annotation, biological process: riboflavin biosynthetic process; FMN biosynthetic process. The transcript has 4 exons. The coding region runs from base 460 to 969 and encodes 169 amino acids. Gene Ontology annotation, molecular function: riboflavin kinase activity.